AUGGUUUUCUGUCCAAUAUGCGAGAAGCCGGUCUCCUCGCUGAAAAUCAAUGACCACAUCGAUUCGGCGUGCCAAAGCUUCGUGGAGGAGCCAUCUUCCUCUCCGACGGAUCAACAAUCAGCUCCCAAAGCACCAGUCCCGAGUAUUUUCCAGCCGCCGUCCGCCAGAAGAACUCAAAAUCAACCCGGCCUUGCCGAAGAGACUCCCUCGCGUUCAGGGACGCAUACCCGAACGCUCAAUGGCAAAAGAUCAUUUGGACAGGACUCGCCGCUGUCCCAACAACAGAAUAAAGUGAAGCUCUCAGGCGAAGAAGCUGGUGAACCUCAGCCCAAGCGGCCCAAAAUCAAUGCCUUCAAAAAUGCCGCCCCGCUAGCUGAGAGAAUGCGUCCAAAGACGCUGGAUGAGGUGUGUGGACAGGAGCUUGUUGGGCCGAAUGGGAUUCUUCGGGGCCUCAUCGAGCAAGAUCGGGUGCCAAGCAUGAUUCUAUGGGGAAGUGCAGGCACAGGGAAGACAACGAUUGCACGCGUGGUGGCCUCGAUGGUCGGGAGCCGCUUUGUCGAGAUCAACAGUACGAGUUCCGGUGUGGCUGAGUGCAAGAAAAUAUUCGGCGAGGCUCGGAGCGAGCUUGGCCUCACCGGCAGGAAAACAAUCAUCUUUUGUGAUGAAAUUCACCGAUUUUCCAAAUCACAGCAGGAUGUCUUUCUGGGUCCCGUCGAAAGUGGACAGGUCACUUUGAUAGGUGCUACCACUGAGAAUCCCUCAUUCAAGGUCCAAAACGCACUGCUUUCUCGCUGCCGCACAUUUACGCUCUCGAAGCUGACUGACGAGGAUAUCAUCUCAAUUCUGCAAAGAGCCCUCAAGACGGAAGGGCCAAACUAUGCGCCAUCAGAGCUCGUCGACGACGAAUUAAUAUCUUACCUUGCUCGAUUUGCGGAUGGCGAUGCUCGGACGUCAUUGAACCUCCUUGAGCUUGCGAUGGAUUUGUCGAAACGUCCUGGCAUGACCAAAGAAGACAUCAAGUCGGCAUUGACCAAAACGUUGGUCUAUGACCGCGCUGGUGACCAACACUACGAUACGAUCUCCGCUUUUCACAAGUCCAUCCGAGGGAGUGAUCCGGACGCAGCGCUCUACUACCUAUCACGCAUGAUCCAGUCCGGUGAAGAUCCGCUGUAUAUUGCUCGAAGGUUGAUAGUCGUUGCAUCUGAGGAUAUUGGCCUGGCCGACAAUACGAUGCUAACAUUGGCCAUUUCGACUCACUCCGCCGUUGAAAAAAUUGGCCUGCCGGAGGCUCGUAUCAACUUGGCACAUGCAACCGUGGCAAUGGCCCUUUCGAAAAAGAGCACCAGGGCUUACCGCGGUCUCAACAAUGCGUUUGCUGCUCUCAAUGAACCGGGCAUUGCAGGACUGCCUAUCCCGAUUCACUUGAGAAAUGCCCCGACCAAGCUGAUGAAGGAACUUGGUUAUGGUAAAGAAUACAAGUACAAUCCAAAUUACAUAGAUGGCGAAGUGCAGCAGGACUAUCUUCCCGAGAAGCUUUUAGGACGAACAUUUUUGGAAGAUUUGGACCUUGGAACGACGCGCGACCCGGACCUGCGCUAA
Penicillium oxalicum is the source of this 1599-nucleotide messenger RNA. RefSeq names its product ssDNA-dependent ATPase MGS1. Gene Ontology annotation, cellular component: nucleus. Gene Ontology annotation, molecular function: enzyme activator activity; ATP binding; DNA binding. The transcript has a single exon. NCBI's taxonomy places the organism in Eukaryota, Fungi, Ascomycota, Eurotiomycetes, Eurotiales, Aspergillaceae. The coding region runs from base 1 to 1599 and encodes 532 amino acids. Gene Ontology annotation, biological process: regulation of DNA repair; DNA-templated DNA replication; DNA repair. The record is from RefSeq and is a predicted model, not a curated record.